UCACGACACAGAAACGCUACAAUGAAACCACGUGUAUUAGUCACUAGUAACGAUGUGCCUUCUGCUGGUAUAGAUCUUUUACGUACAAAAUGCGACGUCACAAUCAUUCAAACUUAUAAGACUAAACGCGAAGAUGUGCUACAAGCUCUACCAGGACACGAUGCGGUAUUUAUUGCAAGUCACAUUAAUGUAAAUAGUGAAUUUCUUAAUAUUGCAGGACCAAACUUGAAAGUAGUUUCAACGAUGUCAGCUGGUUACGAUCAUUUGGACGUUCCCGAAAUUAAAAGAAGAGGUAUUAAAGUCGGUAAUACACCUGUAGUUUUAUCGGCUGCAGUUGCAGAAAUUGCUGUAUUCUUGGCGUUAGGCGCAUCGAGACGAACUCAUGAAGGACGUCUGAAACUUGAACAAGGUCAAGUGGACAGUCAUCUGCAAUGGUUGCUCGGUCACGGUUUACAAGGAUCAACUGUUGGUAUCGUUGGUUUGGGCAAUAUUGGGCAAGCUAUUGUCAAACAAUUAAAAGGAUUUGAUGUGGGUCGUUUUGUUUAUACAGGUCAUUCUCGUAAAAAAGCAGGGGAUGAACUUGGCGCCCAUUUUGUAUCCCUUGAUGAGCUUCUUGAACAAAGUGACUUUGUAAUCGUUGCUAUACCGUUAACUAAUGAAACAAGGGGAUUGUUUAACGACAAUACUUUCGGUCAAAUGAAAAAAAACGCAGUAUUUGUAAACGUUGGUCGUGGAAAGGUUGUAAAUACGGAAGCUCUGGUUAAAGCACUUCGUAAUAAAACUAUUUUUGCGGCCGGACUAGAUGUUACGGACCCUGAACCACUACCUCCUGACCACGAACUUCUGAAACUUCCUAAUGCUGUGAUCAUACCACAUAUGGGCAGUGCUACUGUGAAAACUAGGACUGAUAUGUCAAUUACUGCAGCACAAAACAUUCUCAAUGGGUUAGAGGGUAAGCCAUUAGUGUAUGAAUUAUAAUUAACAAGUUUACAUGUUUGAAACAUAAAGUUUUGUUAUAUAGUUUGAUACCACAUGUUCAUUUGAAAUGAUGUACUUUUAUAUGUUUAAGAAUAUUUACUGAUAUAACCACAUAUAACACAUACUUUAAUAUCACCCUUUUUUUACAUAGAUUUAUACUAUUUACACAUGUAAAAUUUGAAUAACUUUUCUUUAAACAUUUAUACUCUAAGUUUUAAUAUAAAUUACAUAUUGCAAAGUAUUGAAAUGUUUCUUUGAUGAUGUACAAUAGAAACUGUUUUCUAUUUAUUACAAAAAUUUGUAAAGUCUUUAAAAUCUUUCCUCCAUCUCUUACAUUAUUCUGUUAUAAAAUAUUUCAGAUACUUUCUUCUUUUCAAAUAG
Molecule: messenger RNA, 1359 nt
Organism: Osmia bicornis bicornis
Lineage: Eukaryota; Metazoa; Arthropoda; Insecta; Hymenoptera; Megachilidae
Product: glyoxylate reductase/hydroxypyruvate reductase-like
Cellular component (GO): cytosol
Molecular function (GO): hydroxypyruvate reductase [NAD(P)H] activity; glyoxylate reductase (NADPH) activity; NAD binding
Source: RefSeq, a predicted model, not a curated record